Biomphalaria glabrata is the source of this 881-nucleotide messenger RNA. RefSeq lists its product as uncharacterized. The transcript has 4 exons. Lineage: Eukaryota; Metazoa; Mollusca; Gastropoda; Planorbidae. The coding region runs from base 262 to 846 and encodes 194 amino acids. The record is from RefSeq and is a predicted model, not a curated record.
UUUUUAUUUAAAUCUGUUGUACAUAUUUCUUCUGGUUUUUCUAGAAUUAAUUUAAACUAUCUCAAGACUUUGGCACGAUCCCUUCUUGUGUAUAAUUGGUAGUUGUCAAAAAAAUUACAGUUUUAUUCGUUUAUUUUCAGACCAAUAGUUUUAUAAGUUUAGAAACAAAGAUAUAAACAAAGUAAAAACAAAAUAUUUCACAUUGAUCAAACAGUUUGGACAAUUAGUCAUUUAGUUCAAGAAAUUAUACAAAUCAACGUAAUGACACAAAACAAUAUGACCCGGAAGCACUUGAGAACAGCGGGAUUUUCUUGUAAGCAAAGUCAAUGCGUUGUGAAAGAGAUCUGUGAAGUACCGAGUACAUCGAGCCACACAAGUCCUGUCCAACACACAGACUGGACAAAAACCCCGAUCAGAUCAAGAGAAUGGUGCAAGCUGCUGGUCUUGCUGGCAGGUCUUUGUCACGUGAUUCCGUGCCAGUCGUGUCGAGACAAUCCAUUGGGACGUUACGAAGUUGUAAUCAAGAAACUACAUGCUAAGUUUCCUGGUCGAGAUGUGGCUACAAUACUGACCAUGUUACUAGACACUAACCCAGCUGUCAUUGAACCUAUCCUGACUGAGUGGAAGAGAUACACGAACUGUAUCGGUCUAGUGGACACUGGCUACUUUAAGAGGUCCGAACUGUCAGGGCCAGAAGAGUUCAGUAGAAGCAAACCAAAUGACCGCAAGGAUACCAAUGACGCCACUGAAGCUCACCAACAACUAACACGGACUCUGGAAGAGGUGGAGGGGGCUCCAGGUGUUCAAUUGUUACAGAUUUUAAUGACUGUCUCUACGGAAAUUUAAAAUACAUUGGAAUCAAAUAAAAGUUUACAAAAUAA